GAGGAGGUAGAGGAUGAGGAUCACAUACGCGAACACUUUGUACGCUCGUAUCCCGGCGUUGUUGCCUCAGGAUUAGGUAUCGCCAAAACUAUGUUUGAUGACUUACGAGAUCAGCAAACGGCUCUCGGCCUUGAACCUUGGGCACCCUUUGAGAACGACCAGGAAUGGGAGCUGGCCAAGUGGCUAGUCAAUCGCGUUGGAAAGUCCGCAAUUGACGAGUUCCUGAAAUUGCCGAUCGCACGUGCUCGCCUUGGUACCUCAUACAGCAGUACUUACACACUAUUCAAACGAGUGGACACGCUGCCCCAUGGGACGGAUUGGAACCUGGAAAAGGUCAAAGUCAACGGGAAUGUGAAGGGAAAAGAUGGCUCAACACUUACCGAGGAACUUGAGCUAUGGUGGAGGAACCCGGUUGACUGCAUCAAGGAACUACUCGGCAAUCCGUUACUCGACGGAUCCAUUGUCUACGCACCAGAGCAGAUUUUUGACGAUGAAGACGCGAAAGUGAGACAAUAUGAGGAGAUGUGGACGGGGGACUGGUGGUGGGAGAUGCAGGGACGCCUGCCCGAUGGCGCAGUUGUAGCACCGGUCAUUCUUGCCUCGGAUAAGACAGCACUUUCCCAGUUCUCAGGUAACAAAUCAGCAUGGCCGGUUUACAUGACUCUGGGCAACAUCUCGAAAGAAGUCCGUCAUCAGCCGUCGAAAUGCGCAACUGUCCUUAUUGGCUACAUACCUGUUACAAAAUUAGAGUGCUUCUCUGAGACCACAAGAUCGUUGGAAGGGCAGCGCCUCUUCCAUUACUGCAUGGACCUUAUCGUCAACUCUCUCAAGGAAGCCGGCGAGAAUGGUGUACCGAUGACCUGCCCUGACACCGUUGUUCGCCAAAUAUAUCCCAUACUUGCCGCAUACAUCGCUGAUCACCCUGAACAAUGUCUCAUUGCAUGCUGCAAGGAGAAUCACUGUCCCAAGUGCUUGGUGGGACGUGACGAACGUGGGGAUCUAGCACGUUCUCCAAUGCGAACACCUCGCACGCAUCUAUCGAAGGCACAGAAGUUCGAAGCUGGCGAGAUAGGAUCAGAGGAAUUUGAAAACGAACUCGGACUUCGCGCGGUCUUUGACCCAUUCUGGGGAAAACUCCCUCAUGCCGACAUCUUCACAUGUCUGACGCCAGACAUCCUCCACCAGUUGCACAAGGGCAUGUUCAAGGAUCAUCUCAUGACAUGGUGCCUUGACGUGCUCGGAAAGGAUGGUCUUGACGUGCAUUAUCGAACAAUGCCCCCCUUCAGUGAUCUUCGGCACUUCAAGAAAGGUGUCUCGGCAGUCUCUCAGUGGACAGGUACCGAGCAUAAAGAGAUGGAGCGUACAUUCCUAGGUGGUCUAUCUGGUCUCAUUGAGAACGAUAUUGUAACCGCUGCUCAGUCCCUCCUCGAUUUCAUCACACUCGCUCAGUACGAAUCUCACACGUCCGACACACUGGCAUCCAUGACAAAGGCACUUCAGGAAUUCCACAAACGUAAGAGCAUCUUUACGCAGCUUGGUAUUCGAGACCAUUUCAACAUCCCAAAACUCCACUCCAUGGCCCAUUACGUCGACGCUAUCAAGCUUUUCGGCAGCGCAACAGGGUUCAGCACCGAAUCACCGGAACACCUUCACAUUGAUUUUGCGAAACGAGCUUACCGAGCUAGUAACAAACGCGAUUAUCUAAUCCAAAUGACGACCUGGCUUCGACGUCAGGAGGCUCUCCUACUCCGUACAGCUUAUCUAGAGUGG
This is a messenger RNA of Coniophora puteana RWD-64-598 SS2, 1770 nucleotides long. RefSeq lists its product as uncharacterized. NCBI's taxonomy places the organism in Eukaryota, Fungi, Basidiomycota, Agaricomycetes, Boletales, Coniophoraceae. The transcript is spliced from 3 exons. The record is from RefSeq and is a predicted model, not a curated record. The annotation marks the transcript as partial.